Molecule: messenger RNA, 2038 nt
Organism: Pomacea canaliculata
Lineage: Eukaryota; Metazoa; Mollusca; Gastropoda; Architaenioglossa; Ampullariidae
Product: leucine-rich repeat-containing protein 40-like
Molecular function (GO): protein binding
Source: RefSeq, a predicted model, not a curated record
GGGCGGUCACUUCGCAGCCUAUCGCGUUCAAGGGAAAUAACUCCAUACGCUUGAUGGUCAAGCUGUGCGAACGACUUAUUAGUUUCAUUUUUCUGGUUAAAUCAUGCGCUCACCAGCCUGUUGCAGCUUCUGAAUUUAGUACACCAAGAUAAUAUAAUUAUAAGCUGAAAAAUCUACAUCUUUGCGAAGAUGGCGUCCAGAGGAAAAGGGGUUCCGCGAGGUGGUGCGAAGUUUGGUAUUCAAAAACCGCUAGAAAACUCCAACAAAAUACACGAUUCCAUUUUGAAACAAGCUCGUCAAAGCGGCCAACUGAAUCUUUCUGGCCGCAACCUGACAGAAGUACCUGAGAAUGUGUGGCGAAUCAACACUGAUAUACCAGAAGAGACACGCAGUGUGUCCCUUGAUAAUACCGAAGAACGUUGGUGGGAGCAGACAGAGCUUACAAAACUGAUCUUGGCAUCCAACAUGCUCAAAGGACUAGGAGAAGGGCUAUCUCAGCUUUCAGCUCUUACUGUUCUUGAUGUUCAUGACAACCAGUUGACAUUGCUGCCAGAUGCACUGGGCACCCUAGAGAAUCUACAAAAACUCAAUGUAAGUCGCAACCAGCUUCAGGAACUUCCAGCAUGUUUGGGUUAUCUUCACAGUUUAGUCAGUCUUCAUGUAGAGCAGAAUAAACUGCAGCAGCUUUGUCCUGAGAUAGCUCAUCUUACAAAACUGGAAGAACUGGAUGUGUCUCACAAUGCUAUUCAAGCAUUGCCCCAAAAUAUUGGCCAUCUGUCUCAUCUUGUGCGACUGAAUGUAUCCUACAAUCAGCUGUCUGUUCUGCCUGCAGAGAUAGGAAGUAUAGAUGGUUUGCAUUACUUUGAUGCCACCCACAACGAGCUUGUGAGGCUUCCAGAAGAAUUUGGCUGUCUCAGAAAACUGGAACAGUUGUACUUAAGGCACAAUUGUUUAGCUUACCUUCCUGUUCUACACAGCUGCAUCAGUCUGAAGGAGCUUCACUUGGGCAACAAUUCCAUCAUGGGCAUCAGUCCUGAACACUUACAACACUUGACCUCAAUCACAUUCCUGGACCUGCGUGACAACAAGAUAGCUAAACUGCCUGAUGAGAUCAGUUUGCUGCAAGGUCUAGAGAGGCUAGAUCUCAGCAACAAUGACCUUUCUGCGUUGCCUUAUUCUUUGGGAACAAUCUCCUCCCUGAAGUCAGUCGUCUUAGAUGGAAAUCCCCUCAGGUCAAUUCGAAGGGACAUCAUAAUGCGUGGUACUGUAGAGCUCAAGAAGUAUCUAAAAAGCCGGAUUGAAGAACAUGAGGUUCCCUCUUCGACCAGAUCAUCAGCUAGAGAAUCCAUACUCCCCAUGGCCUCUGGGGACAGUGCACUAAGUCAUGAGAUGCAGCAGUCCAAAAUAUUAGACUUCAGCAACCAGAAAGCAAAUGAUGUACCGUCUGACAUGUGGGACAAAGCAAAGCAAGCUGCAGUGACUGUGGUUAACCUGAGCAAGAACCAACUGACGGAGCUGCCAAGCAAUUUGACAGUUUUGAAAGCAUCUGUCACUGAGCUGAAUUUGGGCUUCAACAAGAUUGCCUCCCUGAAACCAGACAUUGGCCUUUUCCUCAAACUGGUUUUCUUGGACUUGAGGAAUAAUGGUCUGUACACUCCAUCAGAAAUCAGCCUGCUGCAAGCAUUGAGGGAAGUCACUUUAUCCUAUAACAGGUUCACAGAAAUUCCUCCUGUACUGUACCCGCUCAAGAAACUGGAGAUUCUGUUCCUGAAUGACAACAAGAUUAAUGAUAUUGAUGCUGUGGGGUUACAGCAAAUGCCAGUUUUGGCCACACUUGAUUUGCAGAACAAUAAUAUAAGCCAAGUACCUCCAGAGCUUGGAAAAUGCGCUUCCCUCAGGAGUUUGCAAAUAAGUGGAAACCCCUUCCGCAAUCCACGACCAGCCAUCCUUGCUAAGGGAACACAAGCACUUUUAGAGUAUCUCCGAAGUCGGAUUGUAAACUAGCUUCAAGUGCAGAGUGAAAUAUUGGAAAUCUGGG